AUGGUUAAAGUGACUCUAGACAACGUUAAACUGUUGGUUGAUAUCGACAGGGAACCCAAGUUUUCUCCUUCCAAGACGACAGUGGCCGACAUAUUGACCAAAGAUGCUUUGGAAUUUAUUGUGUUACUUCACAGAACUUUCAAUGAAAGACGGAAACAAUUGCUGAAGAACAGACAAACAGUGCAGAAAAAGCUAGACUCUGGAAACUACUCGUUGAACUUCUUGCCCGAAACUGAGAAUAUCAGAAACGAUCCAACCUGGCAGGGUGCGAUUCCAGCGCCUGGUAUGAUCAACAGAUCAAGUGAGAUCACGGGUCCUCCUCUAAGAAACAUGCUUGUCAAUGCAUUGAACUCCGAAGUUAACACAUACAUGACCGAUUUCGAGGAUUCUGCAUCACCAACGUGGGAGAACUGUAUCUACGGGCAGGUGAACCUGUACGACGCGAUCAGAGAUCAAGUCAACUUUAAGACCCCCAGAAAGGAGUACAAGUUGAAAGCUCCUAUUUCCGAGUUGCCCACGCUGAUUGUGCGUCCUCGUGGAUGGCACAUGGUUGACAAGCAUUUAUUAGUGGAUGACGAGCCUAUUUCUGCGUCCAUUAUGGACUUCGGUCUCUACUUCUAUCACAAUGCGUUUGCAUUGCUCAAGAUCGGUAAGGGCCCUUAUUUCUAUCUACCCAAGAUGGAGCAUCAUUUGGAAGCCAAGUUGUGGAACGACAUCUUCAAUGUGGCACAGGACUAUAUCGGGAUGCCCCGCGGUACCAUCAGAGCUACAGUGCUAAUUGAAACGCUGCCCGCAGCUUUCCAAAUGGAGGAAAUCAUUUACCAAUUGAGAUACCACUCCUCUGGGUUGAAUUGUGGCCGUUGGGAUUAUAUCUUCAGCACAAUCAAGCGUCUAAGAAACCUGCCUGGUCAUGUUUUGCCCAACAGAGACUUGGUCACCAUGACCUCACCCUUCAUGGAUGCCUACGUCAAGAGAUUAAUCAACACCUGCCACAGACGUGGUGUGCACGCCAUGGGUGGUAUGGCUGCGCAGAUCCCAAUUAAGGACGAUCCAAAGGCUAACGAGGCCGCGAUGGCCAAGGUGCGCAACGAUAAGAUCAGAGAGUUGACCAAUGGUCACGACGGGUCGUGGGUCGCUCACCCUGCUUUGGCGCCUAUUUGCAAUGAAGUUUUCAGCAACAUGGGUACCGCCAACCAAAUUCACUACGUUCCUGAGACCACCGUCACUGCUUCCGAUUUAACCAAUACCAAAAUCGAAGGCGCAGAGGUUACCGUUGCAGGUAUUGUGCAAAACCUUGACAUUGGGUUGCAAUAUAUGGAGGCCUGGCUCAGAGGCUCUGGUUGUGUGCCAAUCAACAACCUGAUGGAGGAUGCUGCCACCGCUGAAGUUUCACGUUGCCAGCUCUACCAAUGGGUCACACACAAGGUGAAGCUCAGCGACACUGGCGAACAGGUCACACCUGCUCUCACCAAGCGCAUUCUAGAGGAGCAGGUGGCAAAAUUGUCAGCUGCUAGCCCGCUCGGCGACAAGAACAAGUUUGCAUUGGCAGCCAAGUACUUCUUGCCUGAAAUUACUGGCGAAAAAUUCAGCGAGUUCCUCACCACUUUGCUGUACGAUGAAAUCGUCACUGCUAAGUCCGCACCAACUGACCUGGCUAAGUUGUAA
This is a messenger RNA of Lachancea fermentati, 1665 nucleotides long. The record is from the annotation of a GenBank genome assembly. Lineage: Eukaryota; Fungi; Ascomycota; Saccharomycetes; Saccharomycetales; Saccharomycetaceae.